AAGUUGAUUGAAAAUGGCAUCGGGCCGUAUUUCUACUUGCCUAAGAUGGAGUCCCAUUUGGAAGCACGAUUGUGGAAUGACAUAUUCAAUGUCGCUCAAGAUCUGCUGGGCAUUCCUCGUGGUACUAUUCGCGCCACCGUCUUGAUCGAAACUAUCCUGGCCGCGUUUGAAAUGGAUGAAAUUAUUUAUGAACUACGUGAGCAUUCCGCUGGUCUCAACUGUGGACGAUGGGAUUAUAUAUUCUCUGUAAUCAAGAAAUUCCGUAAGAAUCCUGAUUUCAUACUUCCCGACCGUGUUGAUGUUACCAUGACCUCCCCCUUCAUGGACGCUUAC
Molecule: messenger RNA, 333 nt
Organism: Acaulospora colombiana
Lineage: Eukaryota; Fungi; Glomeromycota; Glomeromycetes; Diversisporales; Acaulosporaceae
Source: the annotation of a GenBank genome assembly